This is a messenger RNA of Menidia menidia (Atlantic silverside), 987 nucleotides long. The record is from the annotation of a GenBank genome assembly. Lineage: Eukaryota; Metazoa; Chordata; Actinopteri; Atheriniformes; Atherinopsidae.
AUGUCUGAGGCAGAGCAGCAGUACAUGGAAACGUCGGAAAACGGCCACGAAGUGGACGAUGAUUUUAACGGAGCCGGCCAGGAGGGGAACGACGGCAGCGCGGAGAACGAGUGCGGAGAGGCUGCGGGGCCCGAUGCGGACACCGACUCGCAAAACGGCGGCACCGAGGGAGGCCAAAUCGACGCCAGCAAAGGCGAGGAGGACGCCGGGAAAAUGUUUGUUGGUGGCCUCAGCUGGGACACAAGCAAGAAAGAUCUCAAAGAUUACUUCUCAAAAUUCGGCGAAGUUUCAGACUGCACCAUCAAGAUGGACCAGCAGACAGGCCGGUCAAGAGGCUUUGGCUUCAUCCUAUUUAAAGAUCCAGUCAGUGUAGACAAGGUUCUUGAACAGAAAGAGCACAGGUUAGAUGGCCGACAGAUUGACCCCAAGAAAGCCAUGGCUAUGAAGAAGGAACCUGUCAAGAAGAUCUUUGUGGGGGGCCUUAAUCCUGACACAUCCAAGGAAGUAAUUCAAGAGUACUUCGGCACCUUUGGAGAGAUUGAGACCAUUGAGCUGCCACAGGACCCAAAGACUGAGAAGAGGAGGGGAUUUGUAUUUAUUACAUACAAAGAAGAAGCUCCUGUCAAGAAGGCCAUGGAGAAGAAGUACCACACUGUUGGUGGAAGCAAGUGUGAAAUUAAAAUCGCCCAGCCCAAAGAGGUCUACAUGCAGCAGCAGUAUGGUGCUCGUGGAUACGGGGGCCGUGGAAGAGGACGUGGAGGCCAGGGACAGAACUGGAAUCAAGGAUACAACAACUACUGGAACCAGGGAUACAACCAGAACUAUGGUUAUGGACAGCAAGGCUACGGAUAUGGUGGCUAUGGCAACUAUGACUACUCUACUGGUUAUUACGGCUAUGGGGGUGGCUACGAUUACAACCAGGGCAAUACAAGCUAUGGGAAAACUCCAAGACGUGGAGGCCACCAGAGUAGCUACAAGCCAUACUGA